Molecule: messenger RNA, 2774 nt
Organism: Anthonomus grandis grandis
Lineage: Eukaryota; Metazoa; Arthropoda; Insecta; Coleoptera; Curculionidae
Gene: twy
Product: fas-binding factor 1
Exons: 10
Coding region: 75-2705 (876 amino acids)
Biological process (GO): establishment of epithelial cell polarity; cilium assembly
Cellular component (GO): ciliary transition fiber; centriole; ciliary basal body
Source: RefSeq, a predicted model, not a curated record
UACAAACAAUAAAAAUGACACCUUAUAACCACAAAUUGUAGGAUUGUCGGAUGUAAAAAAACAAUUUUUUAAGGAUGGAUUUAGAUUUAGAUGAUAAUUUUGAAUCGGAUGACAGCUUUUUCGACGACCCAAAAAUUACCAAAAAACCGGCGAAAAGUGCCGAGAAAAAGUCAAUCGAGGACAUUUUCGGAUUUGAGGAUGAGAAGAAAAACGAUGAGAAAAUUGGUGCUGCGGUAUCUAAUGAGAAUAUUACGAACAUUCCUGCAGCUAAACCUAAGGUCCGGUUCGAUAUUGAAGACUCUACAACCCCAAAAGUUAACGAACCACCCUUAAAGUCCAAAACUCCCGACUGGCUAUUAGGAGACGACACUGACCUCCUAAAACCGAAAAAACCUCCGUCAACAAAAUCUGAGCUUUUUGACGAUCCACCUGCGAACCCAAAAAAACCUUUUGACCUUCUCGACGACAUCCUGCCCCAAAGAAGCAAUAAAAAACCCGAGGAGCCAAAAACAUCCCUUGGAGAUAUUUUAAAGGAGAGCAAAGCGAAAUCAGGCCCAUCGAGCUUGGAAAAACCGAAAAAAGACGAGCAGCAGGGAGGUUUCAGUACCAUUUUGGAACCACCGCAGGGAACGAGAAGGGGAAGAAGGGGUUCCAGCACCGGAAUGACAGACGUCUUAGGAUUAUUCGGUUCUGGACCCUCUUCCAGUGAAUAUUUAGGAGCAUCGAAGCCUGCCAGUGUGGAAAAGAAGAGAGAAGGAACUCGGGCAAAAGAUUUUCCUGAUUGGCUGGGGGGUAGCACUACCGAAAAAUCAGAUACAUCAAUUUCAAUUCCUAAAACCGAUUAUAGUAAUCAAACUGUGGAAGUUAAAGAUGCUGUAGAUUCUGCUCAAAAUGUUGUAGCUGAGACAAACCAUUCUGAAGCUCCUGAGAUUCCGGUGGCACCUAGUUUUGAAACCAACUUGUCAAACCUUCAGACCCAAGAGUCGAUUCUUCUGGUUUCGUUCCAGCUGAAAAAGUACGAAGAAAACUUGAUGGAAAUCAAGAAUCAACAGCAAGAGAUCUUAAAAAAGCAGGAAAACCAGUUCGAUACGUUUUUGAAUAAAUAUAUCGAGAAGCAAAAGGUGAUUGAGCACGAGAUGUUGAACCAGCAAGAAAGAAUCAACGAGCACAUAAGACAUUUAGCUCUUAAAGGGUUUGAGCAUCAUAAAUCCCCCAUAAGGGGACAGGAAGAAGACGCUCUGGAAGAAACUUCAAUGGCAGUACCUUAUGAGAAAACUAUUCAAAGUUUAAAGCAACGGCAUGAAGAAGAGUUCUUUCUCAUGGAAGAAUCUUAUAAGAAACAAAUCUCUUUGCUGGAAAAAUCUUUGGAGCAAGUAGAACAACGUUUAAGCCAAGAGAUGGAAAACAUCCAAAAAGUUUCCGAGGAAAAAGUGAAAAACUCGCAGCGUCAACACCAAGAAGAUUUGCAAACCUGGAUCCUAAAGGUGCAACAAUUAAGCCAAAAACACCAAGAAGAGUUGCAGGAAUUAAAGGAAAACCAUAGCAAACAGGCCCGGGAAAUAAAAAUGGAAUUUCUGGAGCAAAUAGAGCGAAUUAAAGAGCAAAGGGAACGAGAGCAGGAUCUUUUUAAGGAAGGAGCUGAAAUAUCCCGGAAAUUGAAUGACGGAGUCGAACGGCUGGAGAGGAACGAGGAAAUCUUGGAUAAGUUACAGGAAAAAGCCGUAAGGGAUUACGAUGUACUUAGCAUAGCCAGGGAGAGGUCUAUCGAAAAUAAAGAAAGAGAAAUAGCAGCAAUGCGCCAAACCCUGGAUAAAUGCAGGGAGCAAACUGAAAAAGACAGAUCGCAACUCCUCGCCUUAAUUCGCACUCUAGAGCAUAAAAUAUCCGAGCAGAACUUGGACUGCCAAGAAGAACGGUGGGCAUUGCAACAAGCUGCGGCUACACUUGCCGCCCGAUCCGCUGCCUUUGAUAGAGAGGUCGAGUUUAGCAGGAGUGGAUUGGAAAGAGAAAGGGAACAACUUAAAACUUUAAAGGAAACUUUAUUAGCUGAGCAAGAACGGAUUACUAUGCAGCUAACCGAGGAGAAGCUGAAACUGGUUGCCGAAAAGUCGAAGCUAGAUGUAUCUGCCAAAUUAGUUAAUAGUUAUGAAAUUGAGAAAAUUAAGACUGAAGCUGAAACAGCUAUUAACGUUGCCAAAGAACUGACUGAGAAGCUUAAUAUGGAAAGGAAUAGUGUAUUAAGGCAAAAAAGUGAAUUGGAGAGUCUAAGACAGCAAUUAUUGGAAAAAGAGAGAAAUCUUAUCGAAAGAGAAGAAUACUUAGAACUAAAUCGACAAUCAAUGCAACAAAAAUCCCUGGAAGAUAAAAGACUUGUUCAGGAGACGAAAUUCUUGGAAAACCGAUAUAAAGAGAAACUGCAAGAGCUACAAUCCCAGGCCAUGUCAUUGUCGAACAGAGAAAAAAAACUCGCUGAAGAGAAACUUUUAGUUUCCAAGGAAAGACUUAACCUGUAUACUUCGAUGAAGAGUCAAACUGGGGCUAAUAAAUGUAUGCUUUGUCGUACCGAAGAACACACUACCACCAAACAGGAAUUAAUCGGUAAUGUACAAUCUGCCACUGAUCCGGACUUCCUUAAAUUACGUUUUGAGGCCAUGGAAGAAGAACUAAACAGUGAAGUUAGCAAGGAGGAAAAUACUCCGCAUUAAAUUUCUUAGUUAUUGUGAUUUAAUUUAUUAUGUUUUUUUAAAGAAUAAUAAACUUUUCUGAAUCACUGA